ACGAAACGACGAACUACGAAUACAGAAUUGGAUCCGAUAACCCAUUGAUCUACAUGUCGCCUAUAUCGAUAUCGAAUCACCUCAAUUGCCCGUCUUCAUAUCCACAAUCGCAUUGUUACCUUUAAGACCCAAAUCGACUCGAAUACCGGACCUGAUUUCGAUUAAACGAGAAAGCAAUUACUUCGGCGUCGCGGCUCGUUCGAGUCGGCGCGCUGCUAAGCAGUCAUCAUGUUGCGUCCGGCUACACCAUUAACGUUGCUGCUCUUUGCAGCCUUCGCCAUGCUCCUGCUCGCCGUCCUGUCGACUCCUAUUAUUAAACCGAUUCCUUUAGGUACAUAUAAAGGCGUCAACUUUGGGGUCUUCGGAUAUUGUGAAGCAGACGGUAAUUGCAGCCCAAUAGAGAUUGGAUAUGAUACAUCAAAAAUAUAUUCUCCUACGGACUCGGCUACGUUUGAUUUGCCUUCUACAACGCGGACAACGCUUUCCGCUAUCCUCGUGGUUCAUCCCGUUGCCUGUCUCCUAACUUUGGUGAUGCUGGUACUUGCCAUUGUCGCCCACCUUCAUUCCCCAUCUCAUUCUUCACGUUAUCUGUUACUACUUUUCAUCUUCGGCAUCAUUACGUUUCUAGUAUGCCUUCUUGCCUUUUUAAUCGAUGUGUUACUUUUCGUUCCCCAUAUGGCUUGGGGCUCUUAUAUCGUCUUGGCUGCUACGCUUCUUGUAUUCUUGAGUUUUAUUAUUUCAUGCGCCAUGCGACGCACCCUAGUUAAUAGAAAGGCGAGGAAGAGGCGAAUCGCAGAGAAUGCCGAGAUGAGUGGAGAGAAUUACUACAACCGCCAGGCUCAACAAGAGGUGCCACCUUCCCCGACUAUUUCACGACAGCCUACUGUUCCUGUGGUAAGUGGAGCAAACGGACCGAGCGAUAAGGUAGCCGGAUUUGCCUCGUUCGAAAAAAGGGAUGAUCGCAGCAGUGAUGAACGUAUACCUUUGACCGCUAGGACUCCUUCGGAUAGGUCUCCAAAUCAUGCUCCUGCCGAUACGAGCAUGUCAGUUUCCACAUAUAAUGUACCGCAACGGACAGACUCUAGCAACUCAGUGCCGAGAGAUCAGUAUGGUAAUCCGAAAGAGCAGCCCCAGGAUGCGUACAAAAUGCGACGAGGUCCGUCUUUCGAGCGUAUCAAUGCACGGGGUCGUGGUGGUCCUCCAGCUGGUUAUAGGGGACGAGGGGGUUAUGGAAGAGGUGGCUACGGUGCUCCCUAUGGUCCACCCGGCGGAAGAGGCGGAUACGGCCCACCACCACCGCCGAAUGGGAGAGGCGGCUAUGGCCCCGGCCCCGGUCGCGGUGGUUACGGGCCUCCACCAAAUGGACGGGGAGGUUACGGGCCCCGUAGAGGUUAUGGACCGGGCGAUAUGAGAGGAGGAAGAACACCGCCACCGACCUAUCCAGGUCCCGGACCAUAUGAUCGAAGACCAUCUCCGGCUAGCGCAUAUGGUGAUUAUGGACCAGGACGGCAAGGAUCACCGGCGGGAGUAAUGAACUCUUAUGACAAUGAGCCACCCGUACCGAGUAUCCCAGCCGGCAUGGCUGAAGGGGGCAACUACCAAGGAUAUAAUCCCGACCGUAUCAGUGACUUACCCCGGGCUGAGUCCCCUCCUCCGAUGCCUGGUAUUGAUGACGCACAUGAAAGGCCAGUAGGUCAAGCGGUAGAGAUGGAUGCUCAUACGGGAAGCCCCGCCCACCCACCUCAAGGCUUCGGUCAGUUUAACAAUCAACUGAGGGAUAGCGAUGCGGAUGUAGCCGGCAUGCUAGCUUUACAACAAGCAAGAACAUCCUCGCCAAACCGUCACGAUACUUUUAUGAGCGAAGGAAGCAGAUAUAGUCAAGAAGGUUCAUAUGUUCCUCCUCGCCAGGGGUGGCAAAAACCUGAGCGGCCGUCACAGGUCCCUGCUCCUCUUCAAGUUCCUUCCCGCCCUCCUCAAGAACUCAACAGUGGGACACCAUCUCCGCAGCCGCAACCGCAACCGCGACCGCAACCAGCGACCGCUAGCAAGGGUGAUUAUUAUGAAGAUGUAGAUCCUCGUUUUGAAGAGCCAGCUCCUAAACCGCAACCGCCACAACUGCAACUGCCGCCCCAGGAUGGGCCAAGUUACGAUGACGUACCGCCUCAGCCUAUGAGUCCAGCAAUAUCCGAACAGUCGGGAUUUACUUCUAUAUCUCAAAGGGGCAUAAACCCUCGUUGGAACCCACCUCCCGGCUAUGGAUAUAACCAGCAGGUGCCACCACGAAAGCCGGUUGGCCGAAACGAAGUGAAUGUUCUUAAUAGUAACCCUGACUUUCAGCUACCAUCAACACGCGGGGGAGCUGCCGGGAGAGGUGGCAUGAUUCCUGGAAGUGCAUAUCCGGGUUUAUAGAAACUUGCAUUCGAUUCUUUCCUAUCCGUUGCGCUAUAGAGUGCGCAAAAGCUACUCAUCUGGCUUUUAAGACGCAUUCGACUACAUAGAAGCAUGUUGUGGUUUCUUAAUCCCAACACAUGCUGUUCAAGCAUUCACAAUCUGACUACGGUCAACAUCUCUUUUCCUAACCUUUAUCCUGAUAUACCCACCCGCACAGGAAACUUUCUAUUCGACAUGUGACUUAUUCAACUCAUAUUCUAACCAUCGACGGCUUGAUGAACGCGGAUUUCUUUGGAUGACAUAUUAAGAAUGAUGGACGAACAUUAUUCGUCAUCAUUUACGAGCCUCUAAUUAAGUCGCGUGUUCUCACGGACUAGGUCAAAAGAGGUUAUGAAGUAGUGCCUUUUAAAGCCCCGAGGCUAAUGUCCGCC
Messenger RNA from Daldinia caldariorum, 2822 nucleotides. Its product is annotated as pali-domain-containing protein. Gene Ontology annotation, cellular component: cell division site; plasma membrane; growing cell tip. The transcript is spliced from 3 exons. The record is from RefSeq and is a predicted model, not a curated record. NCBI's taxonomy places the organism in Eukaryota, Fungi, Ascomycota, Sordariomycetes, Xylariales, Hypoxylaceae. The coding region runs from base 229 to 2409 and encodes 726 amino acids.